Molecule: messenger RNA, 1491 nt
Organism: Zingiber officinale
Lineage: Eukaryota; Viridiplantae; Streptophyta; Magnoliopsida; Zingiberales; Zingiberaceae
Exons: 4
Coding region: 1-924 (307 amino acids)
Source: RefSeq, a predicted model, not a curated record
AUGGCCAAUGGUGGGCUGCAAUGGCAGCGGUGCGCGACGCCGGCAGGACAACGAAAGGGAACAACUCAGAACCUUGCACUACAAGCCCACAAGGGCGGACCAAAUUCAGACUCUGAGACAUCCAUCGAUGCAAAUGAAGCAGCACUAUUGGCCUCCACAAUCCAUGAAGAAGCACCCCCUACUUCAGGAGAAUUACCCCUCGUUUCCCCUUCAGUACCCAAAACUACUCCUUCGGAGUCAGAGAUCAUCCCUAAGAAAAAGCGCAAGGGGAGGAAACUUACCCUUGCUCCUCCCCCCAAGAAACAGGCCCUCUUGGCUCAUGAAGAAAUCACCUCGGAAGUUAACCCUGAGUACUCUCUCGAACAAACUUUGUCAGCUCUUUACCCUUCUCUUUCAACACUGGUGCCUACUCCAACCCAUGACAACCUUCCCUUACUAGGUGGUUCAUCAUCCCCCGAUCCAUCGGCUUCACCUAGGGAAACUCUUAGUGCGUCCGCACAGGAGGAUCCCGCCCUAAUAUCUAUCCUUUUCUUCUUGCCUUCAUCUCAAGCUGCAAUCUCACCUACAUCCCUUCUUCCCUCUACUUUGCCUAUUUUAUUAGGGGAUGAAAUUAUAGAUUCUUGGUCAGAGGCCAAGAAUCGGCUCAGUGAACUUCCUUCCAAGAAAUUGGCCGAUGAAUUUUGCUAUGCACGGACUAAGCAAUGGACAAUGAGUAUGAGCAUGACUCAACAUUUAUAUGACUUGGCCCAAGAAAAUAAAUUGCUCAAGCAACAAAACUCUGAGACAACAUUUGUGAAGACCUACGAGCAAAUAAAAGAGUUAUCUACUCAACUCCAAGAGGCUUGGGAGUUAGCUCGCAUGGAGCUCGAAAAUCCACUCAAUGGAAAACCACCUUGGACUCUAUUGAAACUCAACUUCAGUUAGAAACAAGUGUGUGAGUGAAGGUUUAAGCAGAUUUGGAUGACCAAAUUAUUAGAAAUGUACAACUAUCAACGAAAUUGGAUGAACAACUUGCAAAAAAUGUGCAAUUAUCCACUCAACUGAAGACACUAAAGGUCGCCCAUGAUGCUGAACUAACUAUCAAGGAAAACAAGUUGGCCACUCGAAAAGCUGAGCAAAAUACCUUGAUAUCAGAUUUACAAACUACCCAGAUUGAGAUAAAAAAGAUUCAAACAAAAUUACAAGCCUAUCAAGUGGGAGAAGAAGAGCGCUUUAAAUCUAAGAAACAUGAGCUAUUCCAAACAACGGAAUUCAACACACCAAUUGCCCAUUCUAUUGUUAAUGCCUUGAUACUUGGGGCCAAAGGUGCAAUGGAGCAGCUAAAAGAAGGCGAGUAUCUAGCUUCUGAUCCUCCCGCCAAUUUCUUAGAUUAUGAAUGGAUAACUCAAAAUGCUCUUCCUGACUUGCUUCCCAAAUUUAUGUUAUUUGUUUCCUUUUCUAUUAGCUUGUAAGAUUGGAUAUUUGAUUUCCAAUAUAUACUAUUCUUCUUAA